Messenger RNA from Cucurbita moschata (crookneck pumpkin), 1159 nucleotides. RefSeq lists its product as uncharacterized. Bases 58 to 735 code for a protein of 225 amino acids. NCBI's taxonomy places the organism in Eukaryota, Viridiplantae, Streptophyta, Magnoliopsida, Cucurbitales, Cucurbitaceae. The transcript has 2 exons. The record is from RefSeq and is a predicted model, not a curated record.
UAAAAACUCACUUCAACGCCCCUUCUUCCUUUUCCUCUGCUCCAUUUUUGCUCUCCCAUGGCGGAAUCUUCCGACAAGCCCCGACUCCAUUUUCUCUUCCGUUGCUUCAGAUCUUCCCCCAACGUUCAACGCCAAAAGGCUCACCCGAUCGCCUCCCCGAACCGCAGGACUCCGUCGCUUCGUUUUCGAUUCAAGAAGUCCUCUGCAACUGUGCCGCUCGACGCCGCCGUACCAUGUCACGAUGAACUCUCUUUGUCGCCGGAGUUCAAUACACCGCCUCCGCCGCCGCUGAUUAAAGGCGAAAUCAUCGUGGAUUCGGGCUGUAAGACAAUAAAGCCGAGUAAAACUCGGAAGAAAUCCGAGUCAACUCAGUCGAAUCCGAAAUCCGAGUCAACUCAGUCUAAUUCCACGGCGGAGAAAAAAACUUCCCCGUCGUUACACUCCGAAAAAGGUUUGAAGAAAUCAAUCUCUCAUCUCCCUACCGCCGCCGCCGCCCUAACUACAUCGCUGCCGUCCUCCGACCGCUGGAAACCGCCGACAAAUUCCCCAAACAAGAAGUUCGAUCUCGUAAUUGUAAUUGUUGCGGUAGCGAUUGUAGUACUGUGGGGACGACUCUGCGCCAUACUCUGCACGGCGGCGCUGUUCUACCUCAGACGUUGCCUGAGAUCGAAAGCCGAACUGGACGUCGUCAUCCACGGAGGAGGUGCUUUUGGUAGGGUUUCAUCAGAGGUUUAGGCAAAAUACGGUUACGGAAAACCACCAUGCGAGGGAGCUUGGAGAAUAUUCUAAUGGCGGAAGUGACCGUCCUUGUAUGUCAUCUCAAAUCCCUCGCAAGGAUGCUGGACAAGGUAUUUUUUAUAAACGGUGAUGUUGAUGUGGAAUUUUUCGUGACAACAUACCCCGACGUUAUAUACUCCCUUGCUCAUUAUCGGCACAUUCCUCUUGCAUAUCCAAGAGUUGAUGCUCAUAACCCUUAUCUGAUCACGAGGUACGACGGGACUGUAAUCAAUCCCCAACCCAAGAGUUUGAGUGCUAAUAUUCGUUUAAGUAUAAUAUGUCUUAAUGAGUUGAGCAUGGUGGUGGUGCUCUAGAGCGUAGAAACUCUCUAGCUUUUGCUCAUUUCGGCAAUCACCCAACUAAGGAUAUGGUUCCAAAUGGA